This is a messenger RNA of Carassius gibelio (silver crucian carp), 2531 nucleotides long. RefSeq lists its product as uncharacterized. Lineage: Eukaryota; Metazoa; Chordata; Actinopteri; Cypriniformes; Cyprinidae. Gene Ontology annotation, biological process: succinate transmembrane transport; acetate transmembrane transport. The transcript has 9 exons. Gene Ontology annotation, molecular function: acetate:proton symporter activity. The record is from RefSeq and is a predicted model, not a curated record. Gene Ontology annotation, cellular component: plasma membrane. The coding region runs from base 95 to 2059 and encodes 654 amino acids.
GUUUCUAUAAACUUAGAGUAUUCUUCACAAGCAUCUCAAUACUUCACUUCAGAUCAAGAAUCUUCACUAGAAAGCAACAUUUAAAGGGAAGUUCAUGGCAUCAGCAAGUGGCUUUCCCGCAAGUUUUUAUGGAGAGCCAGGUGUGCUUGGGCUCCUGGCCAAUGGCAUCAGUGCUUUCCUUGUCCUACUGCAGAACUUCCAUGGGGCCAGGACUGGUGUUCCUGCAGAGGGAGUGGAAAACAUAUUAGCAGGCGUUCAUCUCAUUCUAAUUGGGGGAGUGUGUCAACUUGUGGCAGGCUUGCUGUCUUUUCGAAAAUAUGACCAUCUGAGUGGGACAUCAUUUGUAGGAUAUGCAGCACUAUGGGCAAGCUAUGGGGCGACAAGAAUUUUCCUAGGUGCCAACCAACAAAGUACAAACCUAUUCAAUGACUCCACAAUGAUAAACGGUACAUUUCAAGAUCUGUUCACAAACAAUAGCAUCAAUAAAACAGACUUGUUCAUCAAGGAGUCUGCCAUAGCUGGGCUGGUGCCUUAUAUCCUGCUUUCCUUCCUACUGGCCUUCUGUUCAGCAACUGUAAACUACAUCAUGCCCUUUGUGUUUGGGGCCAUCACCCUCACGCUGAUAUUUGAGGCUGUGGGUCUGGUGGCAGGGUGGGCUCUGGUGGUCUCUGGGGUUCUGGAGCUCCUAAUCCUGCUAUUUGCCAUAUAUGGCUCAUCAGCACUGCUAAUCAAGGGACUGGCCCAGCGCUACGUGCUAAAGGGUUUUGGAAACCCUCUCUUCAAUGUGCUGCUCCUAGGAACCACCAACGGCAGUAGCUCCCAAAGCUUGGGCCAAGAGAAGAAGAAGAACACAAAAUAUGCUGAACCGAUGGCCUUGGGAUUCUUCUGCGACACAGUCUCACCAUUUAUCUUUGCUUUCUAUGCCUUUAACUACUUCCCAUCGGUCUCAGUAGCUGUCAUCUGGAUAACCAUCAAUUCGGCUGCUCAGCUUCUAUCUAGCUAUUACGCAUACAUGCGUCAAGACUGCUACCAUGCAACCAAGUUUGGCCUGCACUGCGUGUUUUGGUUGGUGAAGACUUGGGAAGAGCAUGUGGUGUCUGUAACCAUCAGCCGGGCUGAAGCUGGUGAAGUAAGGCACGCCAUGGUUGGCAACUGGUUCUUCGUGUCUGCCGCCUUGGUGCUCUGUAUUGCAAGUCUAAACAAAGACAGUCUGGAGCUAGUUCACAACUCAUUUUUUGUCCUGGUGACCAUAUCAACCAUCUCCCAGAUUCCCAUUGAGAGGUACUACAUCUUUUUUGGAGUGACCUGCUCCAUCUUUACUCUCCUGUCCUACUAUGGCACCUUUGCUCGCCUCAUCAACACCAUUGCUGAGAAGGCCUUGAUUCCAGUUGGACCCCAGCCUGUUUCCACCGAAUCCCUGCAGAAAUAUCUCAGUUUCCUCAAGAGAUCCAAACAGCAUGAGCCUGAAGAUAAAGGUGCACAGCUCCCUGAUGCUUUGUUCUAUCUUUGCAAUGGAGUGGCCGCACUCUCAGCCAUUCACAGCAGUCAACUCGGCCUGGCGUUUUUCGACCUAACUGUUCCUUGGGUGCUAAUCCCAGGAGCCAUCAUCCAGGCCUACGUCAGUCGACUACAGGUACAGGGUGGCCAGAGAUUCGGUUCUGUUGUUCCCUCCUUUUAUGUGGCUAUUUGGGCAACUUGGAGCUGGUUUAGGUUUGCAGGACACCGUUUGCAAAUAUCCACAGAGCCAGCGAGUGGAUUUGCAGCUGGGUCAAUAGCAUUCCUGGUCAUCAAUGCUUUCUUGAUUCUAGUCGCGGCCUACAGCAAUCUUGUUCUUCUGGCAUUGACCACAAUCAUGGAGGUCAUCAUAGUUUGUUUUCUCCUCUCUACUCUUGGAAGACUGCCCUACCAGCUAGAAGUUGCCAUGCUAGCAAUUUUUGCCAUCAUAUGUUUGUAUGGCAUGCUAGCAUCCCUUGUGAACAGUAUCUUCUCUAAGACCCUAAUACCAGUUGGACCUUCCCUUAUCAAGGACAAGAAAAAGAAAGAAUCUGAAACAACAUAGCCAUGUUUUGUUGCAAACUCUCGGGAAACCAGUGGACUCCUCAAGAUUGCCAAAUUGCUUGAAAACAAUGGAGUGUGUGGCAUCCCUACAGAUACUGUCUAUGCCUUGGCUGCUUCAUGCAAGAACCCCAGUGCUAUCGAGAAGAUCUACUCUAUCAAAGAUCGUCCUGCAGAGAAGCCAAUUUGCAUCUGCAUCUCAAGUGUGGAACAGCUUGUGGCCACCAAACCUCCUUUCAGUCCUCUCCUAUGGGAGUUCAUGAGAAACGUCUACCCCGGAGGCAUCAGUUGCAUUGUCCCCAAGGGCGAUUGGCUCCUCAAACUCGGUGUGGGUCCUGCAUAUGACCGUGUGGGGACCAGAGAUAGCAUUAUGAUUAGAGUACCUGACCACUCUGCCACUGCUCACCUGUGUGAAUUCACUGGCCCAUUGGCCAUUACUUCAGCCAAUCCCAGUGGAGAAGCGGACAGUACCCAUC